Echinops telfairi (small Madagascar hedgehog) is the source of this 2034-nucleotide messenger RNA. Its product is annotated as filaggrin-2. Gene Ontology annotation, cellular component: nucleus; cornified envelope; keratohyalin granule. Gene Ontology annotation, biological process: establishment of skin barrier. The transcript has 3 exons. Gene Ontology annotation, molecular function: transition metal ion binding; calcium ion binding. The record is from RefSeq and is a predicted model, not a curated record. Bases 1 to 2034 code for a protein of 677 amino acids. Lineage: Eukaryota; Metazoa; Chordata; Mammalia; Afrosoricida; Tenrecidae.
AUGACUGACCUCUUGAGAAGUGUUGUCACAGUCAUCGAUGUUUUCUACAAAUACACCAAGCAAGACGGCGAGUGUGGCACACUGAGCAAGGAUGAGUUAAAGGAACUUCUGGAGCAAGAGUUUCGCCCAGUUCUGAAGAACCCAGAUGAUCCAGACACAGUGGAUGUCAUCAUGCAUAUGCUGGACCGAGAUCAUGACCGGAGAUUGGACUUUACAGAAUUUCUUCUGAUGGUCUUCAAGCUAGCUAUGGCCUGUAAUAAGGUGCUUGGCAAAGAAUACUGCAAGGCUUCAGGGUCAAAGAAACGUAGAUACGGUCGCCGCCACCCAGAGGAAGACAGUGAAACAGAAGACGAAGAUGAAACACAACCGAAAGCAGGUUACAGAAAUCCAAGUUGGAAUGAGAGAGAGGAACAUGGGUAUAGUUUUGGGGACUCAAGGGGAAAUGGGAGCCAUAGACAUGGGUCUGACUCCAGGAGGCUGAGAAGGCAAAGCAGCUUAUCCGGUUCUGAGGACCAAGAUGGAUCUGAGAAAAGGCGCCGUGGGUCUAUUUCUGGUCAUUCACGGAGUAGUAACAAAGAGAGAUCUGGUUCCAGCUCUGGAGAGGAUGGGGAAAGAAGAAACAAGCUAAGUGUUAGCCGCUCUAGGGAAUCUGGGAAAGAAUAUGACUCUGGAUCUGGAUCAAAGGGUAGGGGAAGGAAAGGUCAUGGCAGUCUGUCACAUGGGUUGGAAGGUAGGGGACUUGGAUCAAGUUCUAUUCAGUCAAGGAGUAGAGGUCAAAGGCCUGAUUCUGGCUCUGAUAGUACAGGAGAUUGUGGGAGACAAAGGCAAGCAUGCUGGUCCAGCAAUUCAGGAGGGGGUGGAAGGCCACAAAAUGCUUGUAGUCCUUGUAGAUACAGCACACAAGAAAAUCAGUCUGGCUGUACUCGGUCAAGAUGCCAGUCAGGCAGUUGGGGAGGACAAGAUCAUGGAUGUCAGGCUUCUGGAUAUAGUCAACAUAAUUUUGAGUCCUGUAGCCAGUCUUGUAGUGGCAGAGGACAGAGAUCUAGAGCAUGUGAUCAGCCACAGAACUGUAGAGGACAACAACAGGGAAGAGGCCCCUGUCAGUCCUCUUGCUCUGGACAAUAUGGUUCUGGAGCAGGACCGUCUUCUACUUAUGGAUCUGGUUCCUGUAGCCACUCAUCUGCUUCCAGUCAAAAAGGGGCUGGUUCUCAAUGUGGUCAACAAAGGUCUGGAUCUAGUCAAUCCUCUGGCCAACAUGGGUCUUGUUCAGGUCAGUCCUCUGGUCAGCAUGGGUGUGGUUCAGGUCAGUUCCCUAGUCAACAAGGUUCUGGCUCAGGUCAGUGCCAGAGUCAAUAUGGCUCUGGUUCAGGUCAGUCUCACAGUCAAUAUGGCUCAGGUUCAGGUCAGUCUCACAGUCAAUAUGGCUCUGGUUCAGGUCAGUGCCAGAGUCAAUAUGGCUCUGGUUCAGGUCAGUCUCACAGUCAAUAUGGCUCUGGUUCAGUGAAACAAGUAGGCAUCACAUAUCAGGAAGCAAAUUUGAAGGUCAAGAUGGCAUUCCUAGAACUGAGAGAGAAGCAAGACAAAACCAGUCAGGUGACAGGGAAAGUCAUUCAGAAAACUGGGAAAGAUAUUCUACAUCUUCCCAGGAUCACACAAGAAAUGAUCAUGGUUAUGAUUCGCCAACUGAUGAACAGCCUACAGCAAUCAAACAUAGACAAAGAUCAAAUGAUAGUCAAUCAAGUGACAGGGAAAGUAUAUCAGGAGCUUCUCAUAGACACUCUAGAUCUACUCAGGGGCACCAUGAACCUCAGCAUAGAGAAGCAGGGCCUGGAAGAAGCCACACAUCUUCUCGUGGACACUCAAGAGAUAGCACUACUCGUGGCCAAUCUGGGCAGGGAAGAGCAACUCAAUCAGGGUCCAGAAGGAGGGAUUCAGCCAGCAGUCAGUCCAGUGACAUUGAACGCACUUCACGAGCUCCACGGACACAUUCUGGAUCCACUCAGGGGCACCGUGAACCUCAACAUGGAGAACUAG